CAUCUGCCACGCAACAUAGGCUGGUUGGGGCUGGAGAGCUGAUGAGUUCCUUUAUUGGGCCAGAAAUUGUUGAAAUAUAUUUUUCACUUUAACCAACAGCAUCAUGGGAGACACUAAGGAGGAAACCAAGAUGAUGGAAGCUGGAGAAGAGCCAGUAGAGACUAAAGAAAGUGAGAGUAAAGAGGCGAUACCAACAAACGGAGAUAUGGAAGUGACUGAUGAGGGGAAAGCACCAGACAAAAAUGAGCCAGUUGUGGAAGAAACACAGACUGAGGAAGAAGAGAAAACACAGAAUAUAGAAGAACAGGUGCAAGAUGAACAAGUUAACAAUGAUAAUGGACAACAUAAUGAAGGUGAAAAUAAGCAAGUGCAAACAACACAAGUACAAGGAGAACCAGUAACAAAAGAAACAACAGAAGAGGGAGAGAAAGAAGUAGCACAACAUGGUAAGGUUGAAGAGCAGGAACAACAAGGAGGAGAAGUGGUAGAAGAAGAGGAGGAAGAGGAAGAUGUGUUUGGAAGUCUAUCUGUCUUUGUCACAGAGGUGUUUGGGACCUUAAGCUCCCCAGCAGAGCCUUUUCGAUCUGAGGACAGGAGCCCCAGGCCUCUUGCAUUAAAUGGUAUUGAUCCAACAAAUACCAUGAGACUUUUGCAGGAUCUUAUGACUUAUGAUGAAGAGGACCCUGAUGUGACUUAUGGUCUUAGCUCAGUUGAUUCUCAUAGUCGUCUGGCAGUAGUGUCACACCUGCUCGCAGCUCUGGUUACUACUCUUGAUCCACAACACCUGAGGCGGCUAGCAACAAGAAUUAUGUCUGACUCCUGCCUUUGGGUUUCCAGACUCUUUAGGUAUUUUGAAUCAACUGCAUAUGUUCACGAGGACGUUCGAGAAGGUGUUGUAAGAGUGUGCCGAAUGUUGCUUCACACUCGUUAUCCAAAAUACAAAUGUGACGGCUAUGAAGCUCUGUAUGCUAGGCCUCCAGUCUUAUACACCAGCAGCACAGUCAGGCCUGGGUUGCCACAACACAUCGCCACAAUGCUGGGGCUGGGAUCUGGGUGUGUACGUGUUGUUCCUUGCAACACAGUGGUGGGCUCACCAGUAGCAAUGGACACAGCGGCCUUGGACCGCAUGAUGGCAGAAGAUCUAGGAGCUCAAAAGAAACCUUUCCUUGUUAUUGCUAAUGCAGGUGGUGGUGCUGUAGGGGGCGUUGAUAAUGUUGGUAGGAUCCAAGAACUGUGUAACAACCAUGAAGCCUGGCUGCAUGUGGAAGGUCAUGCUCUUGCUGCUCUUACACUUCCCAAUGCUCCUAACCUGCCUGCCAAAGUAGGAGACAGCAUGACAUUGCCAUUGUCUCUGUGGUUGGGUGUACCAUCACUGCCUUAUGUUACAUUGUAUAAGGCGUAUGAAGCUUCGGCAGUCCAUUCAGCAGGCUUAACUGCCCUUAGCCUUCAUGUGCGGCUAUCUUGUCUUCCUCUGUGGACCACAUUACAGGCUCUAGGUCAGAGUGGUGUGAUCUCUCGGUUCCAACAUGCCUUUGAGUUGAGUCAGUAUCUACAGCAGCAUCUGGCAACUCUUUCUAGGAUACGACUUCUUAGUCCUGCGGCACCCGACGGUAGCAACUACGUCAGUAUCCAGGAUUUAAUUACAAAGCCCAUUAGCACAGCGCAAUUGUUGGAGACUGUAAGUGGUUCUGUGGUGUUCCAGUAUGUAGAAGAGAGCAACAGUGGGGGUAAAAACUCAGAGUACUACGACAACCUAAACUCUUGGUUGGGUCAAGUUGUAAGGAGAGAUGUGGGCACCAUACCAUUGGAACUGGUACAACUGGAGACAGCUGGCCUGGUGCUACGCUGGAGUCCAAUGGAAGGGCCAGAUACACAUCACAUAACCUUGGCUGAUGUUGAUCAUCUUAUUCAUUCUCUUCAUCACCAGUUGGAUAUCUUAAAUGCAACGGUUCAACAGCGCAUAACAUUCACACAACUGGUAUCAUCAGCAAACAACCUUCAGUUAGUUGAAAUACCUGGUUGGGCAGGACUUGGAGGAGUCCGUUAUGUUGCUGAUCUGUGGCCUGACCAAAAUACACCUACAGAGUCAACUAAAGAAGACAUAAAUGCCCUAAAUGUUCAUUUAGUGUCUCAACUCAAGGCUACUGACUCUGCAUUCUCCUUAGGUGAGGGCCAUGAUGGAUUGAAUUGUGUAAGAUUUGGGAUGGUGACAGCUGACACUGACAUAUCAGAACUCCUCUCCUUAGUUAUCACCACUGGAAGAGAAAUUGAAACAUCUUCCAGAUUCCUUGACCAAAUGACUGAUAUUGUUCGAAAAGGUAUUGAGGCAGCAACGGAAGAUUUGAAGCGUGAGAACGAGGAACGAAUCUGGCAAGACGGUAUUCUGCGCCAUGUACCAAUUGUAGGUUCUGUUUACAAUUGGUUUUCUCCUCCACCACCUCCAGGCAUUAAAGGACGCACACUGGACCUUACAGCAGGUGUUCUAGAGAGUACGGAAAAUAUCUACCGCUAUCAUAUGCAGAUCCGGCAUGGCACAGAUCGGACUCGUAGUGAAACUAAACUUCCUCCAGCUCCCUCAGUACAGACUCCCGUUAGUCCUUCUGCUUCAUCUCCAUCACACUCGCGCUCAUCCUCCACUACCUCAGCACCGGCCCCUGGGUCCACACACUCCCGCCAGGCAUCUGAUCAGCCACCUGCAGAUGUCAAGUGUGCUGUUCCUACAUUGACAGCUAAUGGCAUUACAGCAGCUGUGCAAAGCUAAAUACUGUAUGAAGGCUCAAAGGCUGUGUUGUAAGUGGCCAUUUUGGGGUUUUGAGAGGUGAAACUAUAUAUGCAUUAAAAGAUAAAAAAAGUCCUCUUAAGGUCCUGAAUAACUGCUACUCACAGAAUAGUAAGUGACUAUUUUUCCUCAAGUAUCAUACAAAUUUUUGUGUGAAUUGAUUUCAUAAUCUGUGGUGGCUCAUAGCAAUAAAGGGCUCUUAUAUGUUUCUUACCAGCAGCAUAUUUUCACAUUUUGCACCAUUCUUUUAUAUGUAUUUUUGGCAAACAAGAAUUAUUAUAAUUUUUUUUUGUAUAUUGGGAAGAUAUGUGAUAAUAACCAAUAUUGGUAAAAUAAAUGACUUAAACAAUUUGCGAAAGGCAUUUCCUAACCAAAGAAUUCAUUUAUUUGUUGUGCAUUUCCUUAUAAAUAUAUUAAAAUAACUGAAAGUGGCUCAAAGCUGCUCUUCUCUGCUGAUAAAAUUUUCCAGCAUAUUAAGCUGUAGUAGCUUAUCACAGUACUGUAUUUAACAUGACUUUUUUUCUCUGGUGUCUUCAAUAUCUUUUUUGUCUUAAUUAAUUCAUGAAUUACAACAUUUGAGACACUGAAUUACAUUAUAACCUUGGAAAUCCAGAACUCAUGGGGCCGAGAACCUGCCAGAUUUAUGAAUAUUUUGGUUUUCUUACCAAGGUAACCUCUGUUAUGCCACCCCCAUACUAACACCAUAAAGCAUUUUACUGUUAAAUUUUCAAAGAUAAUUAUAGUUCACUUUGCUGUUGAACAGCUACAGCAUAGAAUAUCUGUGUAAAAAUCACACACUGCAUAGACUUAACAAUUCACCUUGUCAGAACAAUGUAGAAAGAGUGAAAGCUUAUGAGAAAAAUAUAAUAUAAACAGUGCUGCAGUCAUGUAAACAAACCUAAUCAAUCUAAUUGAUUCUAUGAUAUUUUUUAGCUAAGUUAUGUAAGGUUUUGUUGUUGCAUGUCAUAUUUUUUCAGGACUACAGCACUUGGUAUUUAUUCCUAUUUCAUUCUUUUUUGCAAGUUUUCACUCUCCACAGCACAGUGUUCUGGUAAGCUUUUUUUUCUCAAAUAAUAACUAUAUUUUCUGGAUUUUUUUAAAGAAAUUCUGGUAAUAGCUGUGCACCACUAAACUGAAUAUUUACAAUUCCUAUAACACAUAGAACAGCAUCCUCCAUCCAUCCACAAGUUUACCAGGCAGUUCAAUUUCUCAUUGUGCCUACAGUGUUAGUUUUCUUGAAUUUACUUGUCUCUUUCAUAAUUUAUUAAUUUCAACAAUAAAGAGGUCUUUUAA
Homarus americanus (American lobster) is the source of this 4072-nucleotide messenger RNA. Its product is annotated as pyridoxal-dependent decarboxylase domain-containing protein 1-like. The record is from RefSeq and is a predicted model, not a curated record. The transcript is spliced from 17 exons. Gene Ontology annotation, cellular component: intracellular membrane-bounded organelle. Lineage: Eukaryota; Metazoa; Arthropoda; Malacostraca; Decapoda; Nephropidae. Gene Ontology annotation, biological process: carboxylic acid metabolic process. Gene Ontology annotation, molecular function: carbon-carbon lyase activity; pyridoxal phosphate binding. The coding region runs from base 104 to 2761 and encodes 885 amino acids.